Messenger RNA from Aspergillus ochraceoroseus IBT 24754, 1558 nucleotides. Its product is annotated as methionine aminopeptidase MAP1. Gene Ontology annotation, biological process: proteolysis. The coding region runs from base 58 to 1188 and encodes 376 amino acids. Gene Ontology annotation, molecular function: metalloaminopeptidase activity. Lineage: Eukaryota; Fungi; Ascomycota; Eurotiomycetes; Eurotiales; Aspergillaceae. The record is from RefSeq and is a predicted model, not a curated record. The transcript has 4 exons.
UAAUCAACCAUUGUCUCUUAUUCACAUUUCCUCCCUUGAGCCUGCUUUCUCGCAAUAAUGGCAUCAGACACAAACCCCCGACAAUGUCUCGGAGUCGAUUGCGACAAGCCCGCAGGCACGCUCCAAUGCCCGACGUGUCUGAAGAUGGGCACGGAUAGCUACUUCUGCUCGCAGGACUGUUUUAAACGGAGCUGGAGCGAACACAAGGCUAUCCAUAAAACGAAGACUACGGGACAGUAUAACCCGUUCCCCUCCUUCCAAUUCGCUGGACCCCUGCGCCCGGUAUAUCCAUUAUCGCCCUUUAGGACCGUCCCCAAGGCUAUCCCGCACCCGGACUACGCCAAAGAUGGCAUUCCCCGAUCAGAACAGAAGUUUGUGGGCCGACACAACAUUACCAUCUUGAAUAAGGAGGAGCAGGACGGCAUGCGGAAAGUAUGCCGACUCGCGCGUGAGGUCCUCGAUAUUGCGGCACGAGAGCUGAAGCCCGGUGUGACUACCGACUACAUCGACGAGGUGGUCCAUAAAGCUUGUAUUGAGCGCAAUUCUUAUCCGUCACCCCUUAACUACGUUCACUUCCCCAAGUCGGUGUGCACCUCCAUCAACGAGACCAUCUGUCACGGGAUUCCGGAUCAACGCCCGCUGGAGGAUGGCGAUAUUAUCAAUAUCGACGUCACUUUGUACCACAAUGGCUUCCACGGUGAUAUCAAUGAAACCUACUACGUCGGCGAGAAGGCGCGAUCGAAUCCUGACGCCGUGCGCGUUGUGGAAACGGCCAGAGAAUGCUUGGACCAAUCCAUCGACAUCGUCAAGCCAGGGAUGCUGUUCCGGGAUCCCGGCAAUGUGAUCGAAAAGCAUGCAAAGAGCCGCAACUGCAGCGUGGUCAAGAGCUACUGCGGCCACGGUAUCAACCAGCUGUUCCACUGCGCGCCCAACGUUCCUCACUACGCCAAGAACAAAGCCGUCGGAACGGCGAAGCCCGGAAUGUGCUUUACGAUCGAACCGAUGAUCAACAUCGGCACCCAUCGCGACCGUCUUUGGCCUGAUGACUGGACCAGCACCACAGCCGACGGAUCCUUGUCGGCUCAGUUUGAACAUACUCUUCUCGUUACCGAAGAUGGUGUCGAGGUUCUGACCGCCCGUCUGCCAGACUCACCGGGUGGACCCAUUCCCAUGCCGGCAGAAGCUUGAUUCCCCUGAGGUCUUUACAUAGUGCUAGAAUCAACGAAUAGAGUAAUGAAUUCCCAAAUGUCUCCACGGCCAUUGCUGCAAAGAACCCAUUCAGCGGUAUCUCAGAAGUCAACCCCUAUCCUUGUCAAGGUCGUUAAACGCCCUUACUCUCCAUGUCUUGAGUCGGUAGCAUCGAGGACCUAGCCUAGUCCAGAACGUACCUACCUACCAACGACAUAGUAUAGGACUCGGAGAGUGGCUGCGGAGCCUCCCGCUUCCAAGAUGUUGAUGAAGCCAAUCAGAGAGCCGAGAUUCGUUUUCGCGGGGAUUCUUAUCAUCACAUAAGCGGGAAGCAAUUAUGGAUUAAUCAUAUUUUUUUUUCUUAAACUGC